Messenger RNA from Armigeres subalbatus, 681 nucleotides. RefSeq names its product sericin-2-like. NCBI's taxonomy places the organism in Eukaryota, Metazoa, Arthropoda, Insecta, Diptera, Culicidae. The transcript has a single exon. The annotation marks the transcript as partial. The record is from RefSeq and is a predicted model, not a curated record.
UCCGGAAGUUCUUCCAGGAGUUCCUCCGGAAGUUCUUCCAGGAGUUCCUCCGGAAGUUCUUCCAGGAGUUCCUCCGGAAGUUCUUCCAGGAGUUCCUCCGGAAGUUCUUCCAGGAGUUCCUCCGGAAGUUCUUCCAGGAGUUCCUCCGGAAGUUCUUCCAGGAGUUCCUCCGGAAGUUCUUCCAGGAGUUCCUCCGGAAGUUCUUCCAGGAGUUCCUCCGGAAGUUCUUCCAGGAGUUCCUCCGGAAGUUCUUCCAGGAGUUCCUCCGGAAGUUCUUCCAGGAGUUCCUCCGGAAGUUCUUCCAGGAGUUCCUCCGGAAGUUCUUCCAGGAGUUCCUCCGGAAGUUCUUCCAGGAGUUCCUCCGGAAGUUCUUCCAGGAGUUCCUCCGGAAGUUCUUCCAGGAGUUCCUCCGGAAGUUCUUCCAGGAGUUCCUCCGGAAGUUCUUCCAGGAGUUCCUCCGGAAGUUCUUCCAGGAGUUCCUCCGGAAGUUCUUCCAGGAGUUCCUCCGGAAGUUCUUCCAGGAGUUCCUCCGGAAGUUCUUCCAGGAGUUCCUCCGGAAGUUCUUCCAGGAGUUCCUCCGGAAGUUCUUCCAGGAGUUCCUCCGGAAGUUCUUCCAGGAGUUCCUCCGGAAGUUCUUCCAGGAGUUCCUCCGGAAGUUCUUCCAGGAGUUCCUCCGGAAGU